This is a messenger RNA of Darwinula stevensoni, 369 nucleotides long. NCBI's taxonomy places the organism in Eukaryota, Metazoa, Arthropoda, Ostracoda, Podocopida, Darwinulidae. The record is from the annotation of a GenBank genome assembly.
CAACAUGGCUGCCCCCUCACAACGACUCCGUUGUUUUGGGGUGUAUAAGGUAUCUUCCUAAGGUUUCAUGUAUCACUCAGGAUGUGAAUCCAGUGCAUCAGAUCGAGUCAACAAUGUGCGAGGAGAGUAAUGGAGCUGCUGCAACGUCUGCAGGCGACCUGCACCAAGAUUCUCCUCUUGCAAGGCAACCGGGAACCGUGGGAUCUUUACGGGGCUUUGGAUCGGGUCACACAUCUUGUUGGCGAUGUUCUCUCACAUGGCAUCAAGACUGGGUGUCCAAGAUUGGGCAGCCUUGACAAUCAUGUGGACAUAGGCCUGGGACUGACCAAGAGUGAUCUCCGCAUCAGACUGUUGGAGAAGGACAUCACA